UUUUUUUUUUGAGAAAAAAGAGAAAGCACAAGAAACAAAGGCUGAUGCAAUAGAUGAGGAUGACCUAUAAAAAGACGUUAAAAAUGCUGUCUGGGGAGGUUUAAUGUCCGCUAGAGCCAAAGCCAAAGGAUGUCUAGGCGUUGUGAUUGAUGGCCGAGUGCGUGAUUUGAACGAGCACAGAGAAAUGCAAUUCCCGGUCUUUGCUCGUUCUCAUUCCAUUUUACCUCAAAAUGCUUUUGUACGCCCGUCUGAGAUACAAGUGCCCAUCACUUUGUCUCGUGAAUCGCCCGUGGUGGUUCAUCCUGGAGAUAUCCUGGUGGCGGAUGUGGAUGGCGUGGUGUGCGUGCCUAGGGACAUGAUCGAUGCGAUUGUGGCCAAUUGCGAGAAAUACGUAGCUAUUGACGACCAGUGCAUGCAAGCACUCAAGGAAGGCAAAGGCGUCAAAGAAACUUUCAAGAAAUACAGAGGAAAUUAGAGAAACAUUCUGUGUGUUUCAUUGGUUUGAAUUAAAAAAAAAAAAAAAAAGACGCGUCUAGAUGUUGAAUGUAUGAAUGAACCAUUUUCACUUGAAUAAAGGAAAAAGAAAAACCC
Molecule: messenger RNA, 591 nt
Organism: Mycotypha africana
Lineage: Eukaryota; Fungi; Mucoromycota; Mucoromycetes; Mucorales; Mycotyphaceae
Product: ribonuclease E inhibitor RraA/Dimethylmenaquinone methyltransferase
Exons: 2
Coding region: 104-475 (123 amino acids)
Source: RefSeq, a predicted model, not a curated record